GCUUUUGCUGAUGUAGUUCCCACUAACUAGGUCAGUCAAUGAAAUCAGCUGCCAAGGCAAGAUCUGCUGAAUGUUGGAAAAGCUGUGGCUGCAUCGGGGUUUGGGUUUUUGGUUGGUAAAGGAAAGUCAUCUCUGGGUCUCUCCAGGGCAGUUUCUGCAGAGUGGAGCUUAAACAAUGGGAUCUGAGAGAGCAGUUACAGAUGGGAAAGAAGCAGCUGGAGCCUUAUGUUUCCUUUUUCCCCAGCCUCAACUCCUGAUAGCCAUACGAGGGACACCAAAGCUGCGGCAGCCCAACCGAUUCUCGUCUUCCCUGCGUAACUUCCUGAGGCACUGCCUGCGGACAGACGCGGCACGGCGCUGGUCUGCCAAGGAGCUCCUGCAGCAUCCAUUUGUAACAUCAGCCAAGCCAGCGUCCACCCUGGUACCACUCAUCAACUCAGUGAAGAAGGAGAAGAAGAAGAAGACAAGAAUCUAACAGUCAAGAUAUUUUUGCCAUAACCAAGUUAGAGUAGGAUUGUAGAGUAGGACUCUAGAGUAGGAUUAUUGAGUUGUUUUGUAGUAUAGGUUUAUAGAGUAGGAUUGGAAUUAAAUAAAGUUUCUGAAGCAUCAA
Molecule: messenger RNA, 610 nt
Organism: Vidua macroura (Pin-tailed whydah)
Lineage: Eukaryota; Metazoa; Chordata; Aves; Passeriformes; Viduidae
Product: serine/threonine-protein kinase PAK 3-like
Exons: 2
Coding region: 176-475 (99 amino acids)
Source: RefSeq, a predicted model, not a curated record